Messenger RNA from Odontomachus brunneus, 2000 nucleotides. RefSeq lists its product as uncharacterized. The record is from RefSeq and is a predicted model, not a curated record. NCBI's taxonomy places the organism in Eukaryota, Metazoa, Arthropoda, Insecta, Hymenoptera, Formicidae. The transcript is spliced from 6 exons. The coding region runs from base 329 to 1525 and encodes 398 amino acids.
ACGGCAGUCAGUAUAAACCAAAAUGGCGAGUGUGAUGGCGGUUCGCGACGGCUUGCGGCGUGUUUCGACCACGCUCGCAAUUUUCUGAACGGGACGUACGCAAUAAUGUGAUCCACGUGACUCGCAUCGACAUUCGCGGCAAACGUGGAACCGUCAAUCGGCGCGUCGAACGACUCGUCGCGCGCUUUUUCAUCGGUAUAAUAACCUCCACGUCCAGCCAGUGUGACCAGUCGGGCCAGACGUCAAACACCCUCCCGUCUCGGACGACCGACGGGGUGACGUCGACGCGCGAAAUUUCCCGGAGCUAAUCAUACACCCAGAUGACGCAAUGACGCUACAUUGGUGGAUGCAUUGGUUCUGGGUUACCGCGCAAUUUCUCGUGAUUCUCGGGAGUCCCUUGCCGUCUACCACAUCGGACCCCAUCAACCAACCGUCCCCGAGAGCGACGUCCUCGUCGAUCGAGACCGAAGAUAAUUAUCAUACCUCAAAGUUGGCCAGAUCGAGCUUUCGCGUCGCCAAAGCCAUCGGUCUUUAUCCGCAAACAAAUACGGCGGUCGUGUCAGACAGACAACCCAUCACCACCGUCACCCCGGCAUCACCGUUGGAACGGGGAAGUACCGUCGAGGCGAGCAUCCGCGAGACCGUCGAGUUGAGCUUUCGCGGAAAUACCUCCAACGUCGAGCUCGCCGGCACAACUGUGUCGCAACGCGCCGCCGAGAACAUCGAGAGGUUCAGGAAUUCGACCACGAAGAAGGACAGUAAAUUUACGCGAAACCUAACGACGAAUAAGUCGGGCAGAUCAAAAUACGAUCAAGAAGGAGGGAGAAACCAGUCGAACAGUAACGUCAGCAGGAACGUCAGCUUCGAGGAAGUCGAGGAUCUCACGGUACUACCUCUUCAAGAAGAAAUGUCGAAGGCAGACCUGAUGCUGAACAGGACGAGAUCUGCUUUCAUAACGUCCUUGUCUGCGGCCGGCGCGGCUGGUAACGCCGCGAUCAGGACGUUCAAUCGGUCCGAGGACGACGUCGAGAUCGACGAGGAGGUGGCGCAGACACAGCAUUUCGCUACAGCGGCGUCUAUUCUCGAAGUCGGCGUGAGCGAAUCCACUCGUUCGAGCAGAGCGAGGAACACUUUCAUCACGAAGCACUUCCAAAGAGAUCAAGUGCAAGGGAACAAUCAGCCUUCCGAUUACGUUGCUGGCGAUAACAACACCAAACAAGACUCGACGAGAUCCGCCGCGGAUAUAGCCGCUAUUACAGGCAGUUGUUUAGCGACUGUGGCCCUGCUCAGUACAAUGGGUAGUCUUGGAUUCAUUAUGUACAGGCGCAAGUACUUGAAUCCUCCGCAAACGUUGAACAGUGAUAAAUGCAGCAAUCCCGAUAGCUCCGGUUACAUCGACGAUUCCACCAUUCGCGAUAACUCCGAGGAAAUGUACAGUUUGGAUAACGACUCGUUCCUAAAUUCGCUAGAGGCGAUGACAAUACAGAAUUAUUGGACAGAUAGUGUGAAGCAUACGAAGCUAUGACAAAAAAGGAUAACUCAUCCCGGAAAGAGGAUCGAAUCGUUCAACAUUUCCGACGGUGAAGCGCACGAGCAAAUCUCUCUGCUUGAGCAAUAGUACUUAUACACGUCCGAGACGGUGGUCGUACUCUUGCUGUGGUGAAUCGUGCGAGGUGUCUCUUCGUCGCGUAUUCCGGUCAACGACAACAACAACACGGUAGGUGCGUCGCACGGAAAUCGCAGUCCUAAUGGGCUGCGUUUCGAGUGGCUCGUUUUACGACGCAACGUAAGAAAUUACUGAUCAAAACUGCGGGAUGAUGCGUACAUGUUGUUUCCUGAACGUUGAUUUACGUCACUUCCAUCGUCUCUAUAUUUUUCUACCACGCAUGCCGUUGGCAAAAUCGCGCUUAGGCAGGAAGUGGCGCAAUUAUCCUUUGAAUAUUUCCAUUACUGGUAUAGUGCAAUAAAUAAAAAGUCGAUGUACUUUAUUAUUAAAUUAA